AUGACGCCUCGUAUCAUUUGCAAGGCCGGACCUUCGGUACAUGAUCUCAAGCCCGUGGCUGUGAGUGAUCUGGUCUCUCACAUCUCACGAUCUUGAUCUCGUGGGCUGUCCUCCCUUGAGUCGGCGCGUGAAGCGAGGUAUGACGUAAUUGCUCUGACCCCGAACUCGAUCGGUCGAUCGGUCGGACGAGUUUGGGCACUGGAAGGAUGAGAAAGACCUCGAACCCGCGUCCAUCCCGACUGAGCUAACUGUUUCUCUUACAGGUCAACGGAGCACCCAUCGAAAUCAAAGCAGCAGGUUUCGAAGGCAGAAUCUCGGUCCGCCUGAACAACUUCCAUGGCACAGCUCCGGGAGGAGGGGAGGCGCCUUCCAAGCCGAAGACCGAAUACACCACACCGACGGAUACGAUGAGCAUCAGCUUUUGUGGUCGCUUCAAUGAGGAGAGCCUGAAUGCGGAUGAUGUACUUUGGGGGAACCAGGUCAGUAUGUAUGGCGCCGAUCAUGACUUUGCCCAGCGAGUGACUGAUCCGAUCGGAUGCUAUCAUCGGCGCCUGUCGAACAGUGGGAGCAGCCGAUCCGAGACUAUCUACCUUAUGGAACAGCCGCUGCACUCAAGAUCGCCCCUCUCAUCGAUCCUGCGUUGACGCACGACAUCUACGCCGAUCGACCAUGGGCCUUCGUGAGUCGAGAUUGGCGAGAGAGUUCUAGUCAGGACUUGGGCUGACGUGGUCCCUGGUCAUCUCGGGCUCUUCUUGCGCAAACAGUCCCCGCUCCUAGCCACGAUGCAACACAUCCAAGCUGAAGAGACCGAUCCCUCUGCCUCGAUUCCCGACUACACUCCAGGGCCAGUGAACGAAGACAUCUCGAUCCUUUUCGAGAACGAAGCCGACGCGACGAAACUUCACGGCAAGCCCGAUCAACGUCGCAAGUGGAUGGCCAACGCCGAGCACCGCAAGCUCGUCAAGCUCAACAAGAAGCAUGUCCUGACGUGCGAUUUCAGUAACGGAUUCAUUGACUGUAAGCGCAAAGCCACACAGAUCAUAAAGUUUGAGCUCAGCUCAUCGAUACGAUGUGUUGGGAACUGUAGUUGCGAACCUCGCGCUCAAGCUCCCGGGAGGGCUCAAGUUCUCGCUCGAGAAGUACUGGGACGGGCAACCCGUCACCUUCGUGUGCCGCAAGCGCGAGUCGAUCGACCAUGUCUACUUCGUUAUCACGUUCGAGCUCGAAGGAGACAAGCGAGCACAGCCUAAUCAUGCAGAGGUCGAGAAGAAGGAAGACCCUACAUCCGAUGAAGUGGUCGAGGCCGUCGAUGAGUUGGGUGUCGAUUGA
Molecule: messenger RNA, 1329 nt
Organism: Microbotryum saponariae
Lineage: Eukaryota; Fungi; Basidiomycota; Microbotryomycetes; Microbotryales; Microbotryaceae
Source: the annotation of a GenBank genome assembly